Molecule: messenger RNA, 580 nt
Organism: Exserohilum turcica Et28A
Lineage: Eukaryota; Fungi; Ascomycota; Dothideomycetes; Pleosporales; Pleosporaceae
Exons: 1
Coding region: 87-248 (53 amino acids)
Source: RefSeq, a predicted model, not a curated record
GUUACUCAUACCCUGGCGCUAAUCUUGCCUAACAGAUUCCCGGUACUCAACCAGCGUCUGAUGCACUCACUCCAGCCCCCUCAACCAUGAUCGCUACCAGUAUCUUUUCGCCCAUGCACUGCAAAGCCGCGAAACACCAUACCACUGCGCACAGCGCACAGCGCACAGCGCACAGGGCCGUGCCGUGCCCUGCCCUAUCCACCGCCGAAAUCCCCGUUGAAGCCACCAUCCAGUUCCAACACACAUGACGCGCACCACCCACACCUUCCCAACUACCCCCCUCCCCCUUGCCACCGUACCCUUCAAACCACCUACCCAAGAACAACAACCACAAACCAUCCAAGUCCCAAUACAAUCCAAUCCAUCAACCAAAGAACAAGGUAUCCAAUCAAUCAGUCACUCAGUUCGACCAACAAGACGCAAAAACAGCCUCUUGCUGAGCACGCAUGAACCACUGAAUUCUUCGCUGUGAACAUUUGUAUCGUGACAUAACUACAUAGCCCUGGCUUGCGCCUCAUAACUAGGUAUACAGGGAAGAUAGGUAGAGCAAAGGGGUAGCUAAAAGUUGACGAUUGGGGGG